Monomorium pharaonis (pharaoh ant) is the source of this 11415-nucleotide messenger RNA. RefSeq lists its product as uncharacterized. The transcript is spliced from 10 exons. Gene Ontology annotation, cellular component: nucleus. The record is from RefSeq and is a predicted model, not a curated record. NCBI's taxonomy places the organism in Eukaryota, Metazoa, Arthropoda, Insecta, Hymenoptera, Formicidae. Gene Ontology annotation, biological process: chromatin organization; regulation of DNA-templated transcription. Bases 813 to 3305 code for a protein of 830 amino acids. Gene Ontology annotation, molecular function: chromatin binding; DNA binding.
ACCCGUGUACCGACUCGGAGCCGCGCGGCGCCGACGCCGGCCGCUCCGGGGUUUAUUUACGACGCCGCGGCGUCUCCGGAGGCAUCGCCACGCGUCUCCCCGACGACCCCCCUCCCGCCCCUCCCUCCACCCCCGGGUCCCUGCCAGAAGCCGAUCGGGCCUCCGGGGGGUUGACGAUCUUUCUGCUUCUCUCUUUCUCUUUCUUUCGUUCUUGCUUCUCUUUUCUCUUUUUCCCCUCCCUCCUUCUUUCUCCCUGUUCCUAUCCGUCCUCCGCGUCGUCCUCGUCGGAUUGAUCGACCCUGACGCGGCGGGAUCGCUCGCGCGAAGAAGCACGGGGUUCGCCGGGGGACGCGGUGGACGCCGCUAGCAUCCCCGUGAACGCUCCACCGCGCGAAACCGACCUCCCGAACGGCGUCGCGGCGCUCUCUUUUUCAGCGGCGACAGUGAGUGCGCCGGACUGUUUUCUUUAAUGAUAUGCCGAUCAUAUGGUCGCGCGACCGCGUUCCCGUGCACCGAAUUGUGUAACGUUACAUGCUUCGUCGUGGCAGGUGGCAUGGCGAGUCGCGUUUUAUCUCGCACCUUCGGACGUGCGUGGCACGUUGGUUAGCUCGGACGCUUCCUGAGCCGCCCGAGCGUCGUCGUUGUCCGGUCGUCGUCGGUAGCGAGCCGAGUCGCGUGUUCGUUCCCGUUAUUUCGAGGAUCUUCCGCUCGCGAACCUACACAAAUAUUCGCGAUAAUCCGCCUAUUCUUGCACGAUUCUAACGAAUAUUUAUUAAACAUUUUAGCCGAACGUUAUAGAAACAGGGUAGAAAAUGUCAGAGCCUGAGGAAAGUCUGGCAGCGCCCGAUAGUACUACAAGGGAACAGCGGGUUGGCUUCGCUCAUGGAGAUGAUGUUCUUCAACACAGAGAUGGGAAAUAUUAUCUUGGUACAGUUGUUGAGGUGGACUUGGCAAGGGAAAGAUGUCUUGUCAAAUUUUUGGACAAUACAUCUUCCUGGUCAUCGUUUAAAGAGCUGACAAAAUUGGCUCUGCCAGACUCGGAUGUUAUGUGUGUUCUUUGUAAGAAAUCUCAGCCUAAGACUGACAAUGACAUUAUUAUUUGCGACAAAUGUGGCCGUGGUUAUCAUCAGAUGUGUCAUCAGCCUGAAAUAUUAAAACCAGAGCCAGGUAAAGAUGUUCACUGGAUAUGUAAAAGGUGCACAGAUAGCCAUCCACGCACGCGUGAAUCUUGCGAGCCAAAAAAUUCCAUGGUUAAGGCAAGCAUCAGAAAAGUAUGCAGCGGUAGGGACCAACCUCAACCACCACCAGAUGACAUGACAAAAUUGCCAUAUGAUCCUGAUAUGCUAAGUUGGGAUAAUCAUCACAGAGUAAACGCUGAACAAAUUUAUUGUUACUGUGGACUUAAUGGUGAAUGGUAUGCACAGAUGUUACAAUGCGGUCGUUGUAAACAAUGGUUUCAUGAAAAGUGCAUCAGGUGCUUAACUUAUCCCUUGUACAGUGGUGAUAGAUUUUAUGUAUUUGUUUGUUCGAUGUGCAAUCAUGGGAAAGAAUUUGUUCGGCGUUUAGAAAUGAAGUGGGUGGAUCUUGUGCACCUGAUGUUGUACAAUCUGACUGUUUAUAACGCUAAAAAGUAUUACGAUUUGGACACUGUUAUUAUACCUUACGCAAAUGACAACUGGUUAACUUUACAGCUUCCACCACGGAUUAGAGAUGUUAGUGCCGAAGUACGCAGGGAAACAAUAUUGUCAGUAUUGACAAAUAAUAGAAACAGAUUCAAGUGCGGUAAAGAGAUAAAGAAACGCACUACAAUAUGGGGCCUCCGUGUCAGACUGCCACCACCUUCUCCAUUUAUCAAUUUUCCAAUGUCUGGUGAGAUAGAUGAUUCUGUAUUACGUAGAUGUUGGGCUGGUAAUAAAAGACUGCAAUAUCUUCCUCCACCAACAGGUCCGGUGAGUUUGCCAGAAAGUACAAAACAAUUGAUUGCAUUAAAGCAAAAAGCAGCAGAAGAUGUAGAAAUUCCCGUGAGUCCUACACAUCUGAUAAUGCGAGGUACACUUUAUCAAAAUUCAGAAGCAGAGCAAAGUUCGUGUCCAAGUCCGCCUCCACUAACAGAAUCCAGUCAAUCAAUAGAAUCUUUAAGAGACAGAUAUUGCAAUAUAGGCGGCGGUUUUGUAAAAAAAUCAUUCCCAUUUCCUAAGUUGAGUGUACAAAGGAGAAUUCGUCGUCUACUAGCAUUAGGCAAUUCACGAAAAAGAAUGCUACGUAAACAGAAAAAGAGAGAGAAAACAUGCGGCGAAAGUACCAAGGAAGCAUUACUAGAAGAUCGAGAAGCAAGAUAUAGAAAAGCAAGGAUAUUAUUAAAGAACGCCAUUGCCAAGGUAAAAGAGAGGAAGAGUAAACCACAGAGCUCGGAAGCAUCCGAUUUACCUCCAACACCUCCAACUUCCGUUUCUGGACCGCCAACACCACCAGCUACAACAUCAGGUAUAUCCGAGUUAUCUGUGCCUAGUUCCAUGGAUCUGAUGCCUCUGCCACCUUCGACGCCCGCGGACACGAGCGGGGAUGAGACUAGUUCGAGAGGAACUCUCGACUCCUUUAUUCCGCCGCCUAAAGAUUUCGAAGGAAAGAAUAAUCCAUUCAGUGAUUUGGUGGGCACACCUUGUAGCCUUAAUCAAGCAAACUCAAGUACGCCGUUACCUUACAACCAGUGUCCUAUCACUUUGCCUCUGCCAUUGACGCCCGUGAUCUCGCAACCGCCGGUAGUACGUCCAACCAAGAGGCAAUUAUCAGAGAAGGAUAUUAUCGUUGACAGAAACGGGCAAGUGAAACGUAGAAGACAACAUAGACGAGGACGUCCACCCGUCCAACAGCAACAAUAUCAGCAGACCGCCAGUAAGACGGCGGCAAUUCUACCGGCACGUAAUAACGAAGUUAAAAGUGAAUUUGCCAGGAAUUUAAGAAGUUCAUUUAAUGGUGCCUCGAGCAGUGCGAGUAGUCAAAUUGGGAAUUGUGUGGAUUAUGCCUUAAACGGUAGGAGGUUGAGACAACGACAAAGUAAUGAUAAAUUACUCCCUCCCCCCGAUCCGCAACCGCAGAGAAAGAGCAUGUCUUCAUCCCCAAAGUGUUCGCCUGUGAAGCAAAGUGCGCCUGACAUAUCUCUGGAUGAUUUGAAAUCAUCGGUGAAUAUUUACUUCGGUGCAGCUAAUAGGAUAGCUGCUGGUGAAAAGUUUGCCAUCAAAGCGAAGAGGAUAGGGCCAAACGGUCAGAUACAGUACCUCAUCGAAUGGGAGGGACUCAAUACUUAACGGUAAAUAAUCCGCUUACUACGAAUACAUUGCAAUCGUACACAAAUUUUAAGUUGAGAUCGCAAGCGCAAGAUGGCGAUCAUCUAUAUCGACAUCUUAAAAUCAAUUCUCUCGAUUUGCUUCUACAGCAAAAUAAUUGUGAUCGAUUGUUUUGCGUUAUAUGCACUGCCACUUGUUACGUACAUUUCAUUAAAAUGUAUGUAUUUAUCUGCGUAGAAUAUGUGAAUGUUCUUGUAAACGUAUGUUCUCAAUUUUCAUUGAUCUAUCAAUUGUACGAGAGAUUUUUGUUAUGCUCAAUAAAGAUUAUUGUUAGACAAUGAAUUCGUCGUCGCAUUUAAAAUAAAAUUUAUUCAUCGAAUAGUGUAUUAAUUCGUAUUAAUGGAUCAAAUAAUGUUACAAGAUAAUUUUUUAAUGUUUAUUUAUAUGACCAAAGUCAAGUAUACGAUCUAUGUUGAUGCUUGACAUAUACACACUUCAUUGUUCACAUACAUACAUCUAAUAUUGAAACGAAUAUACACACCAAAAUGCUUGUUUGAAAAAAAAACGUUUGCAAGAACAAUCGGAUGUAUUGCUUGUCAACUGUAAAUAGUGUAGCAUAGUAGAUUUGCGGAAGUAUCGACGAUGUAAGUCACGUAGAGAAUGUUCCGUGUGAUUUACAUUCGCUACAGAAAGAUUGGCAAAUCGUCUUCUCCAAAUAUAAAGGUCGAACCCCCCUAUGAGUAUGACAACAAAAAAGUGAUUUGGAACCAGACACUUGUUCCUCUUACUUGUACUAACGUACUAGCGAAUGUUAGUGGUUAGUAGUGAAGAGUAAAACAAAGCAGACAUUCUGCAAAGGUUAUUUUUUAAUACAUUUGUAGAGAUAAUCAUCGCCUUUUGUAACUUCAUUGUCUUGAAUUACAUUUUAAUUUUAUCUUUCUGACAAUACAAUGCAAAUCAAAAUUUUUCUAAAAAAGAUUAACUCACCCUAAUUUUUACACUCGUGAAUCAGUUUACACGCAUAUUGCGAAUGCACAAAAGAAAUGCAAUGUUGCAAUAUUUUUCAUAUAGAUCAGACUUAAAUCAAUGUACUUUAAGACGAUGAAGGUACAGAUUUAGCAUUGCUCAUUAUUAUACAAGACUAAGAGAAAACGGCACACCUGUUUCAUACCAUUUGAAAUUAAAUGAACGGCGCACUGAAUACGUAAGUAAUUGGCCAAGUUAUCUGUGCAAAGUAAUCUACCGUAAAUAUGAAAACUCUACUGAAAACUGUGUUAUCAAACACAGCUCAUAUGUGAGCUCAUUAUUAGCUGUGCACUCUGUAAAAACCUUUAUUUAUUAAACAACUAGAAAUUAAAUUACAAUUGUACAUAAAUAGAUUGGUAUCUAAACUGUUACAUAACACAGUUAGAUAUGGUAGUUGAUAAAUGUAACAGUGUCGUGAAUUAUCUUACAAUAAUUUUUGAUACAAAUUAUUUUAUACAACUCUGGAUCCUGCUGGGAUUAUUAUGUAAGAGCAUUUUGUACCUCAUACUGCACAGAAUCUAUGGUCAUAACUUACUAAUCAGAAAAUAUAAGCAACUAUAAGCGAUUUAAUGUAGACAUUGCAGUAGUAUCCAUCAUUAGUCUCAAAUCAAAAAGAGCUUAUUAGAAAAGUGAAUUUUUAAGCAUUUCGUUCUCGGUUUAUGAUAAAUUAUAGAAAUUCAAUUUUACAAUGAAACUUUGUUUUGUUUUACACAUUCAUGACGUGUUGCUAAUAGGAAAUUAACAUAAUGUACAAAUGUUUAUUUCUUAUUUUCUGAUUUUUUUAAACGAUCAAAUGAAAAUUAUGCCGGAAAUAGAAGUUUUAAUUAUGAUCAGUUUCAGAUUUUUUAUGCAUAAUAAUAAUGUUUGAAAAAUGCAUUCAGACUUUUAAAUUAAUUUUUAUUAAAUUUUAGUUUUCAAUGAAUAAAUGUCAUCUUAGAUAAUUUUAUUUCGAAGAGUUUUUCAAUAGGCUGAAAUAACGAAUCUAAAAAAAAAAACUCAUGCAAAUCAACAUUUAAAAUUUAAGCAUUUAUCUCCGCUAUUUAUUUAAACGUUUUAAAUAUCCUACACAAUGGCACUUUUGUAUUUCGGGUUUUUUUCUUUUUGGAAGAGGCUCAAGCAAUCUGAGGCCACUGUGGUAUGAAAUGAGAGAUUUUUCACAAAUUAUUUUUAUUAUAGUCGUAAUAUUUUUAAUGAGUCAAAAUGAAAGUGUGUCCAAAACUUCGAAUCUUCCUUUCAUCAAUUUUUAUACAAAUAAUUUUUGUAAAACAUAUACAAUAGACUUCUUUCAUGUAUUUCGGUAAAAAAUUACGUUUUAUAUAAAUAUUUCUCACAUCUCUCUUACGUAAUGCAUUGUUUUAUGAUAUUAACAAGUUUUUAUUCGAUAUUUAACAAGUUUUUAAUCGACAGAUCACAUAAUGUAUAAUAUAAUAAAUGAUUAUACAUAUUAUAUAAUCGUAAAUUUUUUUUAUGUAAUUCUAACAAUUUCAAGAACAUCUUUUUCGAUUCAUACCACAGCACACUCUAUUGAUAUCUCUUUUAGAGUGAUAUGUAGAUAAUAUUGGACGAAGACAAGAAAUGUACACUGCCAAAUUUCUAAGUUAUAUUUAAUAAAUGAUGUCGGAUAUCUUUGCGCUAUGAUAUAUAAUGGCGUUUAAUUAAAUGAAAUUGCGAUUUACACUUCGUCGCGCGUUAUUUCACACGCGAAUUUCGCAGAAAAAUGUAUCGCUAAAACUCACGACGAAAUUUCAACGAAACCGUUUCAUAAUGUGCAUGCAUCCAAGUCUUAUGAAAGUGAAAUAGAGCGUAAACUUUAGCGUUUCUUAUAUUUAAUGUAAGAGGUGGCGUAAAGGGAGAAGCAAAAACUCUCAAACUUUUUAUCAAAUUAUGUGUAAGAAAUUGAAGAACCAUAUAUCUGAUACAUAUUUUCUACAGCAUGCGAUCUCCAAUUGCACGAUAACGUAAGGCCCGAAUUUAAAACAUAAAACAUCAAAAGAGACAUAAACGUAGAAUUGUCGAACCUUAUCUGUCGAGUUGAAACGAAUUGUAAAGACUGCAGAAAUAGACCGUAGGAUUAUAGAAACGUGUACGCCACUGCACUCUGUGACCCUGACCUGGAAUUUAUUGAUACCUUGGUUUCCUUAGAUGUAUACAUAUCAAAGAAGUAAGUUGCAUUAAGGCGGUAACUAAUUAUAUAUGUGAGGAUAUAAUCUGAAUAUACCCACGAAGACACUAAUGCCUUCUCAUUCCAAGUUGCGCGUAGUUGUACCGAAUUAUAUUAGUGUUUUCCAUUACUAUGUGAUAAAAAAAUGUAUAUAAAAAUACAUAUAAAAUAUGUCCUGAUUUAUAAAAUAUGUUUUCAAAAUAUAUCGAUAUAUAUAUAAAUAUGUUACAUAUACUUUCUUUUUCUUCACAACAUAAUAUAUGAAUAUAAAAAAAAGAAUUUUAAAUGUUUCAACACGCAACACAAAUUUAAAUGAUUAAGCAUUUUUUGUCCUCGUGUGUACAUUUAUCGAUAAACCUGAAACGAUAAAGUAUUAUUAUUUUAAUUUAAUUUUACUUAUAGUAUUUAUUAAUUCAAAAAAUGUAUUAAUUUAUCAGGUCAAAUUUAACAGAGUGUUAUAGCGAAAAGCAAGUACUUCGAGCGUUUCUUUCUCUAACUUAUUUAAACGAAAGAUCCUUGAUUUAUGUUCAACGUUUUCCCCGUUGUUUUGCACUUUUAGAUUUGUCCUCGAAAGAAUAUAACCACGUGAUAUAACUAUGUAAGGUUUUGUAUCUAUUAUAUGAGACUGUUCCCCUUUCUCAAAACGAACGUGAGUAGCGUUUUGCGAGUUUUAGAUUCUCCCGUGCCCAUCUCCGCCGACGAUACGUUGCCGUUUCUUUCCUUUUACGUAUGCUUAAGUAGGAUAAACGAGGGACACUGCGUCGUACCGAUGCGUUGUAUACCAUUAACGAUUUAAGGCGAUCGACCAUGCGUUCAGAUACCGAGGAGCGUCAUCUUCGCGACUUUGCAGCGACUUUUUGUACGAGAUGUUUAUACAUAUGAUUUCUAACGUGUCUAAGGGCGAAUGAUUUUUCGCGAUCGCCGAAGCCCAGCCGUUUGGACUUCUAACGCGCGUAGAAAUCGGAAAGAAUGCGGAAAGGAGAACCGUUAAAGUUGACACGCCGCGUGUAAGUUUCGUGCCGGCUCGCACGGAUUCUAAUCGCCGCGGUGAAUCGUCGCGGUCCGCCGGAGACCCGAGGGAGGAUGUUGUCUAGUUAAUUAUCGCUAUCGCGAAAUGAAGUCCACGUUCGUAUCCGUGCGUGUCAAAUCGGCGCGCCCGUGCACGUCUAAUCGGAACGGAACGUGCGCCGCGCGACGAGGGAGACUGUAAGAAGGUGAAAAAAGUUAUACUGCCAGUAUAUCGUGUGUACAUAUUAUAUAUGACUCCCACAUCAUCCCUGAAUCGCCCGCCCUCCUCUUUUUUAACGUAUAGAUAUCCUUACAGAUACACACCCAGCGUAGCGCAUAUAGUUGAUACGUUAUAUUACCGUUUGUAUGGCGAUUACAGAGCGUGUGCGAUAACGAGCUCGGGGGAAGCUCGGCGUGUGUUACUUUCAGAGCGGAUCCCACCGUCGCCGCUCCUCGGCGGCGCGGCGUGUUCUUAAGUGUUCUUCGUUAUGAGGUUUCAAUCGCGAGACGUGCGGAAAUUUACGAUAUCUUGGAUGUACUCGCGACGCGUCUUCGACUGCGAGGGGAACCAGAGUUCCUCAAUUAAGAGCUUGGACACCAAUUAGACAAAGAGUGCUUCUUUAAGGAGGCUCCUGUCGUAACUUGAAUUUUAUAAAAUGUGGUAUUGUAAUCUUAAUUUUUUAUCUUCAUAUUUUAUCUUUAGGCAUCUUCUAUGAACGUGACUAGGCCAUUUGCGUUAGGAUUAAUUUUUAUUACUUUUACAAGUAUAACAAAAUGGCGACUAUUACGGAUACUUUAACGUCUCUGGAGAGUAUUUGUAUGGUUGUUAAUUUAAAAAAUUGUGCAUAAUUGUUAUAAUUAUGGCAAUAAGGUCAGAGAAAUUACGAGAAAGGUCACGUCAUAGUCAUUUUUGUAUUAAAAAUUUAUAACUUUGAAACAAAAAUUAAGGAAACAUACUUUCUUACUUUAAAAUUGAACUACAAAAAAGAAAUAAUACAAGUGUUAAAAAGUUGAAUUACAUAAGUAUUAAAAAACAUCAUUUUUAAGUUGCUGAAUAAUAACUUAACUUUUUGAUGGUGUCGAAAGAUCUCUUACGUGAAGAACUCUAAGGACAACCGUAAACUCGAGCGUUUCCGGAGUUAUUUUAUUCGUACAAUCCGGAGAUUCGUGUGAUAAUCAAUUCUGAUUUGGUCCUUGGAGGUGGAGUCUUCGGUCUCUAGCCAAAACAAAAAUCCUCGGAGAAAGAAAAGUGAGCGAAAACGCUUUAGUCAAUGCAUUAAAUUAGCUGUUAUUUGUAAAAAUUUAGAGUAUUCUACGUUGUUGAAUGAACAUUCUCCGAUCGGUCGGGCUGUCCAGCAGUUGUACGUGAAAUCGCGGCCACGUUUGGAAAUUGCUUCGUAUUACGCGUUUAUCGCGUUGUGAAUUAUCUCGUCGCUAUAACGUCGACUAAAUUCAGAAGGAGCGAGAUCAAGUCAAGUUGUCGAUUGUACGCGAUCACGAUGCAUAAUGUUAUUCAUUUCAGAAUUACAACGUUAUUUUACGUCGUUUGCGGGAACCAACAGCGUCUGAACGAUCUGUAUGCACAAUAUGAUUAAUAUCGAUUGAUUUUCUUUCGAAUAUUUUAUAAGACACGCUAAUUCGAGUGUUGGUCGCCCGAUUACGGAAUACGGAAUGCGUGAUUCGUACCGGGAGGCGGCCCACUUAUUUUUGCCAAAAGUAUUGUAUUUAUGGAGUCGGUCGUUUUUUUUUGUUCGCCUGUAAUAUUAUACUCUAUUGAGAGAAAAGAAAAAAACGCGCCGAUCGUUUCUGACGGUAAGAUUAUUAGUUUGAUGUAAGUAAUGUAAGCGUGCAACACGCGUCACAAAAGUUUUCGUACCAGCAACGUGUUCGUAAUGAAUUCUAUAUCUUUAUAGAUAAAUCUAGUUUCGACAAUAUUGUAAUGUAAGAGCCAUUUUCACGGGGGUACUGAUGAUUUCGCGAUUUCGAUAUGAUUCUCACAACGAAAGACCCGAUCGACAGCGUUUACGUGCCAACGGCAUCGAUAGUCCCUCGAGGGAAAGGAAAAUAGGAAAGAGGAAAAUAGGAAGGAAAAAGAAGAGAGAACUCACCGCUCGCAGUCCAAAUUUUGUAGGGAUUAUUUUAGGUAAUAAGAGUCUCGACGCGCGCGAUUUUGCAGCUAGUAAAUAAAUUCCGAAAGCCGGCCUCCCCCGCCGAGAGGCGAAACGGAUCGCCAAGCCGAGAUCGAUUUCUGUAAUCUUCUGUGCGGAGAGAGACUGCGACUGUAAAAACGCGCAUGGAAAAGCGAGCGUGGGAGGAGCGUGUAAUAUUGCACUCCGAAUGCAAAUGCAUUUAAUUUGCUAAUGUGUGGUACAUGCGUAUGUGUGUGUAUGUAUGUGUACACUUAUGUACGUGCACGAUAUAUAAAUUCUAGAGAGUGAGAAUGAGAAAGAGCGAGAGCGCAAGCGAGCGCGCGCGCGUGCGUUGGAUGAUAUUUCGAAAUUAAUAAUUUGUCAUAGAGGCGAGACGACGCGGAAACAAAGUGAGAUAAAUGCGUCUGUCCCCGAUCUCUCCCCGAUAGUAUUCGUGACUGGGAGGAUGGAGAAGCUUCGCGUCACCGUUUGCGAUCUCUCGGUUUCUUCCUUCCUUUUUGCCUUAUUUUUCCGUUUCGCGCGCGCGCGCGUCGCUCAGAUCGGGCGCAACAGGCAGACCCCGAGUUUCGGCCGUUUCGCCCAAAAUUGUUGUGUGAUAGAACCAACUUAUCUCCGCAGAUCUCCGAACGUUACGUUUUCUGCGUAUAUUUCCAAUUUUUAAUGUUAAUUCAGUAGUGGACUCUCUGUAUAUACACCGCCUGCGCUGCGAACAUUGCGAUUGUUGCUCUGGCCGACAUUCUUUCUGCAGCCAUUCCCCGGUCAUUCGAUGGUCCACGUCAGAAUCCUCGUGGACCAGGUGUUUCCAAACCAAUAAGAGUUCUAACGCGACUGAAAAAAAAUUUAUCAUCAUUCUCUGCAUUGUACAUACAGCCAUCGCUCGGUCCGUUCGGAGGUCGGUUUCCUCGAGAUAAACUGCCAGACCGUUCGAGGAAUUUAUUUUCGUACGGGAAUAAGAGACAAUCGUUCGUCGACUUUAAGUUAAAGCAAGAGGCUUCCCUGCGAGAAUCUUUCGUGCGACACACGCAUGUCUUCGCGAUUCUGUUAUGAUUUCGAUAGGUGGACGUCGCGACGAGAGGGAAACGGAAAGGAUUUGGCCAGAGCAUUUUUAUGUUUAUAGUAUAUAUACGAAUAUGUAUACAGAAUGCUCCGGAGUUAUCGCCGUUCGAUCGAUCUAUGCGAUUCUCUCGUACAAUGUUGAUUACGCGACAAAGUAAGAAUAAUCUUUGAAAUUAAUUUAUAUUGUUCGUUAUUGUGUUUUGUCAUGAUUUCGCUUCUAAGUUGCUGGAGAGAAUCCAUUGAUGCGCGAGCGUAACAGUGACAGUUUCGGGGACGCACUCGUACACAUGCAUAUAAAUAGUUUUACUUAAGAUUAUCUUAACGAGCUACAGUUCUGUCCUCUUUUUUUUUGUUUAUUUCGACGUCGACAGCUCGUAUGCCGUUACCCGUCGUUGCCGCGCCAAGCCGCGGACUUCGCGCGUCAAUUUUUUUAUCACACAUGGCACGACGGCGCUCGCCUGUUGGGGAAAACCAUGCUCUCCGGUAGUUCAUUGUUGUUUUUACUCAGCUUGUGUAAAGAGACUGAUAACCAUAAACUCCUUCACAUGUUUCAUUUUCAUACUUCAUCCGUUUUCAUUGAGUGGCGCGCAUGCGGAGACCCACGUACAAAAGGGAGGGUUUUAAAACGAGAAGAAAGGGACGAGGUCGAUCAUCGGGAUCGGCGGCGAUCGAUGAUCAUCGGACUCGCUGUUGUAAAGAGAGAAUAAUAAAUGAUACGUGUAGACUUAAC